CCGGAGUGGGGCCCUCGUUCCGCCCGCGACCGCGCGAGCUAGACCCGACCCAGCAAUCGGGCCACCGCCCCUUUCCUCUCCGAUCCGGAUCUCCCCACCCGCUCCGGCGAGCCGUCGCCGCGUCGCCUCCACGCGACCGACUACCUCAUAUAUCUAUCUAGCCGACUUCCCCGCCGCCGUGCGCGCCCAAUCCUAGGCUGCGCCCCCCCACCCCCAUUUACCCUGUUUGCUUUACCUGCUCCCGAGCCCAGCAAACCCUAGUCGCCGCCGCUCAUGGACAUAGAGACCGACGGGCGAUUCGGCAACAAGCGCGUGCACAAUCGCCUCGGCCCGGGCUCCGGCGGCGCUCCGUCAUCUACCACUGGGAAGGUCUGCAACUUCUGGCGCGCUGGGCGGUGCAAUCGCUUCCCGUGCCCCUACCUCCACAGCGAGCUCCCCGAGGCGGCGGCGCCGCCCAAGCGCCCCGCCGGACCCGGGGGGAACGUCUGGCGCAACCCCAACUCGGGAGGACGAGGAGGCGGCGGUCACAAUAGAUGGGGGAGGGGCCCUGGAGGCGGCAGCGGGGCUGCGAGCCACAGGCCGCCGGACAGGCCCUGCAAGUUCUUCCUCGCCGGUACCGAUUGCAGCUACGGCGAGAGGUGCCGCUAUCCCCACAGCUACUGCAUAAGCGAUAGUAUCACGAUGCUCACCCUGCUCAAGGGCCACGAGAAGGGUGUUACCGGCAUUGCACUGCCCACUGGGUCGGACAAGCUGUAUUCUGGGAGUAAGGAUGGAACUGUUCGCAUGUGGGAUUGUCAAACCGGGCAGUGUGCCGGUGUCAUCACUAUGGGUCGCGAGGUUGGGUGUAUGAUCAGCGAAGGUCCGUGGUUAUUUGUUGGAAUACCUGAUGCAGUGAAGGUUUGGAAUAUGCAAACAGCAGCGGAAAUGAAUCUUACUGGACCAACUGGGCAAGUCUAUGCACUUGCUGUUGCCAGUGAGUUACUCUUUGCUGCAACACAGGAUGGGAGGAUUUUGGCAUGGAGAUUUAGCGCCGCAACUAACUGCUUCGAGCCAGCUGCUUCUCUUGAUGGCCAUAAGCUUGCUGUUGUUUCAUUAAUAGUAGGAGGCAUGAGACUUUAUUCGGCUUCAAUGGAUAAAACGAUCAGAGUGUGGGAUUUGGCAACAUUGCAGUGCAUACAGACUCUUUCUGAUCAUACCGAUGUUGUUAUGUCUGUGCUGUGCUGGGAUCAGUUUCUAUUAUCGUGCUCUUUAGAUCAAACAAUAAAAGUUUGGGCAGCUACAGAGAGUGGAAACUUAGAAGUAACAUAUACACACAAAGAGGAGCAGGGUGCACUUGCCCUCAGUGGUAUGCCUGAUGCACAGUCAAAACCUGUGCUACUGUGUUCGUUAAAUGACAAUACUGCCCGCCUAUAUGAUCUGCCAUCGUUCAGUGAUAGGGGCAGAAUAUUCUCCAAACAAGAAAUUAGGGCAAUACAAAUGGGUCCUGGUGGUUUAUUUUUUACGGGGGAUGGAACUGGUGAGCUGAAGGUUUGGCAAUGGGUAGAGGCAGCCCAAACCUAAUGAACAUAGUGUGCUAGAUUAGUUUUGCUCAUGUGUUUUAUGAGGGAGUGCUCACAAAUACGCAUAAUGAGUUGAGGUUGUGGUUGGCGGCCGGUUCUUUUUUUGUGACAUGCCCUACAUUUAUUCGCAAAGGAUACAAGAUUCAAUCGAUGUGGCUGGCAGUUCACGUUGGCACAAGCAGUCUGUGUUAUGGACUGUAGUUUUGUCCUGGCAUGAAUUUCAAGACGUGAGAAUAAUUGCUUGUAAUUUGUAAAGCACUGGAACCAGCAAGUAUCUGAUCAUUUGCUUGGAGGUGCUGACAGUUUCAAAAGGAUAGCUAAUAUAAAGGGUUUGUUGAGCUGCAUUUGUAUACGAGGAACUUGGUUGCUUUUCUCACAGCAGUGUCAUUUUUCAUUGUUUGAGGACUAUGGGCAUCUUUCCCUUCUGAGAACUGUUGAGUAAUUUGAUUCGGCCCACUGAACUAGCAUUUUUUGCCAAUCGGAUCAGCUUCAGUUCUUGUGAGUUGAUUUGGCCCAGUGAGUGGCAGCUAGAGCAGCACAAGUAUUCGGAAGCUCCAGGCAAAGCUUGUACCAGUAUUUGUCUAGAUUUAUGUUUGGAUAGUAGGUGGUUCUCUCUUGAUGUUAUUGUUUCUAUUUGACGCUGAAUCAUGAGGAUAAAUGGUGAAAGCAAUUGGAAAUGUGGACUA
This is a messenger RNA of Panicum hallii, 2245 nucleotides long. Its product is annotated as zinc finger CCCH domain-containing protein 17-like. The transcript has 9 exons. The record is from RefSeq and is a predicted model, not a curated record. Gene Ontology annotation, molecular function: metal ion binding; protein binding. NCBI's taxonomy places the organism in Eukaryota, Viridiplantae, Streptophyta, Magnoliopsida, Poales, Poaceae. Bases 274 to 1560 code for a protein of 428 amino acids.